Molecule: messenger RNA, 2275 nt
Organism: Trichobilharzia regenti
Lineage: Eukaryota; Metazoa; Platyhelminthes; Trematoda; Strigeidida; Schistosomatidae
Source: the annotation of a GenBank genome assembly
CAGGCCGCCAAGGUCAAUCGAUGUUGAUGAUGAACGUCUGCAGCUAGAUACCGCCUCUGAUAUUACUGUUUAUAUCAGAGAAACUUUUGAAUAAUAUCGGCAGACCACCGAUCGCAAAUAAUUCUCAGACUGCUGUCAGCGCCUGUGGUGGGCAGCUCAAACUAAUUGGUGAACUCAAAUAUUCUGUUUCCUUCCGCAAUACCAAAUUCAAAGGAAUUUGCUACGUCACCAAGAGUGAUUUAAAUCUUUUGGGACUUGAUUGGUUCGAUCGUUUGCAUCUGGCUGAUAUCCCACUAAAUUCGCUAUGCAAUGCAGUCAAGAAGCAUAAAAUGUCAGACAAUUCCGGACGAAGCCGAAGCCGCAAACCCAACAGGCAGACGAAGCGACAGACGUCAACAACAAGCUUAAAGGUUCCAGAUAAUCCCCCAGGAAAACGUCCUACUAGUCAUCAAUCUUCUCAAAAGGGGAGGUGAUAUGUAUCCAUAUAUAUAGAGUUAACGGCACUUGAAAGUACCUCCAAAGUUUAUAACUUAACGGCACUUCUUAAAAAACGAAUGCAGUCGGCGAGGGAAAUCCCCCACUUACUUCACGACAAAGUAAUCUACAAUGAGCCUGCCACUAUCUGUGAACUUUUCAGUGAUUGGUUUGCAAACUUUAGUUUAGAAACACAUAUGCCUGGUGAAACCGCCCCCGUUACUAGCUCUUCCCUUGAAAGCAUUGUGUUCAGUAAUCAGUUAAUAGUACAAGCAAUUAAAAGCCUUAAACCUUCCACUAGUACGGGACCGGAUGGCCUCGCUUCGAUAAUUUUCAAAAACAGUGGGUGUGAUAUACCAUUGUUACUUCUUAAAUUCUUCUCAAUAUCUAUGGAUACUGGCACUUACCCUGGUGAGUGGAAAACUAGCUUCAUAAUUCCACAUAACAAAUCUGGUGAUAGGGCAAACGUCCGCAAUUACAGACCAAUAAAUAUAACCCCAGUUAUCUCACGAAUCAUGGAGAAAGUUGUAAAAGAUCAAUUGUCAGACUACCUAAUUAGGGAAGAUCUUGUUACAAGGUCUCAACACGGAUUUCUCAAAAAUAGAUCCUGCGUUACUUGCCACUUCGACUUUUUCAACUGCAUCACUAGUAGUCGCGAAGCACGUGAGCUAGUCCUUGUUCUCUACUUUGAUAUAUCUAGGGCAUUUGACAUGGUAUCUCACAGUAUUCUGUUUGAGAAGCUGUACUCUUGUGGAAUUCGCAACCCAUUACUGAACUGGUUAAAAUCAUUUCUAAGCAACAGGGUACAAAUAACCAGAGUUGGAUCUGUACUGUCUCAUCCUAGGCAGAUCUCAAGUGGGGUCGUGCAAGGUAGUGUCCUAGGUCCACUUUUAUUCACAGUUUACAUUAACAGCAUUUGCAAGUGCUUCACCUUAGGCAAACCAUUCCUAUAUGCUGAUGACCUCAAAGUCGUCUACUCCUGCUACACUCAUGAAUUAAGCGAUAUGGUUGCUAAAAUACAUCUUGAACUAAGUUGUCUUGCAUCAUGGUGUGCUGAUUCCUGUCUAAAUUUUAACAUUGAAAAAUGCGGCUGGAUUUGUAUUGGCAACAGUAACCUUGAUCUAACUCUCGAAAUAAAUGGGCGAAAACUAGCUAAGCUCAACUCAGUCGUAGAUCUCGGUAUUAGAUACUCUAGUAACUUGUCUUCUUUUUUCUCUCACCAUUUCAGCUUCCAUUUGACUUUUUGAAUGAGAAUGAAUAAUGUGUAUAUUUGACCAUUUACAAUGACAAAUAGUCUGCAAACAUUAUUGGUCCCGUAUCUUUCAGUUGCCUGGUUAAUAACGAAUUAACUUUCUCCACGACGCAACCUGGAUUACAUUUGUGGAUUACAUUUGUGGAAUAUACUCUUAUACCAAUGGAAAAGUAUCAAUUUGUAAUACAACUUCACGAUUGUAGCUUAUAACAUAACUGAUCGUAUCUGUAAAAAUAGCUUCCUUAUUACCCAAUUUGGAUAUAAAUCAAAUCAAAAAUGAGAUUCGGAUUUGUACACACCCAAGUUAUAUUGAGGAAUUGCUUCAAGCUUUAUUUUUUCCCAAGUAUUUUUAAUCCAUCCAAAACUUACUUGGGUUUUUUUGUUAAUGCGAAGACAAUAUUCCUAUAUUUCAUGAUGUGCUCCAUUGAAUGACUUGUUAUAUUGUGGAAUUACUUCAAGCUUUAUUUUUUCCCAAGUAUUUUUAAUCCAUCCAAAACUUACUUGGGUUUUUUUGUUAAUGCGAAGUCAAUAUUCCUAUAUUUCAUGAUG